AUGUCUGACCAGGAUCAUUUCAGGUGUGACCCAGAUUGGGAGGAAUUUGCCCGCAAAAAUGACAUUCCGCUGCCACCCCACGAUAUUCAACCGUCCUCAGAGCCAAUUGAGCCAAUAGAAGUAGAUAUUGCGGCCGCUCGAGCUGGCCAAGCCAGCGUUGACUUUGAAUGGGCAGCGGCUCAUCCUCUUGAAGCCGUGGGUUAUGUGGCACGUUCUACAAUAAUCAAAGUCCGCGAUGGGACCAAUAUCAGCGUGAAGAUCUCAUAUCCAGGCUUUGCGCGCCGUGUAAAAGACACAGCGUUGCCGGUCCUUUUUGCUACACACGGCGGUGGCUGGAUCCAGGGUAGCCACACCUCUGAAGAAGCAUGGCUCCUCCAGCCUCUGUAUGAGCACUUGGAUCUCGUCAUUGUCAGUGUCGAGUUCCGGUUGGCCCCUGAACACCGAUAUCCGAUUUGGAUCGAGGACUCCUGGGACGUGCUGGAAAGACUACUUUUCUCAUCUGCACAAGAGUCCGUAUUUUCCAACCUUGAGGUCAAGUUGGAUCUUCAAAAAGUGAUCCUAGCCGGCUCCUCUAGCGGCGCGGGGAUCGCUGCCGCCCUCUCUCAAAUGUGUCGCGACAGAAUGAUCCCAAUCUCAGGCAUUGUGCUAAAUGUCCCUGUUCUGUGUGAUUACCGCCAUUUUCCAACCAAAUAUGCAAAUAAAGGGCAUCCAAGUUCUUACACGCAAUAUGCCAACACAUUUAUGGGCUCUGGAUUCAUGGUCUGGGUGUGGAAUCUCAUUCAUCCAUCUCCGACAACUGGAACGGAUCCUAGAGCUUCCCCGCUACUUGGUGACUGUAUCAAUCUCCCCCGCCAUUUAAUAUUCGUGGCUGGCCAGGACCCGGUUCGGGAUGAAGGGAUUGCAUAUGCAACUAAGCUCGAAGAUUCCGGUGUACCGGUCGAGAUACACAUCUAUAAGGGCGUUCCACAUAACUUCUCGCACUUUCCGGAGUUGAAAGCCACAAUCAAAUUCUGGGUGGAUUUGAGGGCAGCCUUGGAGAAGUGGUUGGAAUGA
Messenger RNA from Talaromyces atroroseus, 1053 nucleotides. RefSeq lists its product as hypothetical. The coding region runs from base 1 to 1053 and encodes 350 amino acids. Gene Ontology annotation, molecular function: hydrolase activity. The transcript has a single exon. The record is from RefSeq and is a predicted model, not a curated record. NCBI's taxonomy places the organism in Eukaryota, Fungi, Ascomycota, Eurotiomycetes, Eurotiales, Trichocomaceae.